CUUGUCCGUCACGUGCAGCGGCCCGGCCUCCCCGGCUCGCUGCGCGCCUGGAGGGGCUGGAGGGGGCGGGCCCCGAGAGCUGCUGCGCCUGCGUUGUGGACAUUUUCUGUGAGCAGCUGCCGCCGCCGUUGCUGCCGCCGCCGCUGCUGCUGCCACCACCUUGUUCGGGUGUAGAAUUUGGAAUCCCUGCGCCUCACUAACAAUGAAGCAGAGUUCGAAUGUGCCGGCCUUCCUCAGCAAGCUGUGGACCCUGGUGGAGGAGACCCACACCAAUGAGUUCAUCACCUGGAGCCAGAAUGGUCAGAGUUUUUUGGUUUUGGAUGAACAAAGAUUUGCAAAAGAAAUCCUUCCCAAAUACUUUAAGCACAAUAACAUGGCAAGUUUUGUGAGACAACUGAAUAUGUAUGGUUUUCGUAAAGUGGUACAUAUUGACUCUGGAAUUAUAAAGCAAGAACGAGAUGGUCCUGUUGAAUUUCAACAUCCAUACUUCAAACAAGGCCAGGAUGAUUUGCUGGAGAAUAUUAAAAGAAAGGUUUCAUCUUCUAAACCAGAAGAAAAUAAAAUUCGUCAAGAAGACUUAACAAAAAUUAUGAGUAGUGCUCAGAAAGUUCAAAUAAAACAAGAAACUAUUGAGUCCAGGCUUUCUGAAUUAAAAAGUGAGAAUGAAUCUCUUUGGAAGGAGGUGUCAGAAUUACGAGCAAAGCAUGCACAACAGCAGCAAGUUAUUCGAAAGAUUGUCCAGUUUAUUGUCACAUUGGUUCAGAAUAACCAACUUGUGAGUUUAAAACGUAAACGGCCUCUACUUCUGAAUACUAACGGAGCUCAGAAGAAGAAUCUCUUUCAGCACAUAGUCAAAGAACCAGCGGAUAGUCACCAUCAUAAAGUUCCACACAGUAGGACUGAAAGUCUAAAAACAAGAGAGCGGAUUUCAGAUGACAUCAUUAUAUAUGAUGUUACUGAUGAUAAUGCAGAUGAAGAAAAUAUCCCAGUUAUUCCAGAAACAAAUGAAGAUGUUAUAUCCGACCCUUCCAACUGUAGCCAGUACCCUGAUAUUGUCAUUGUUGAAGACGAUAAUGAGGAUGACUAUGCACCCGUUAUUCAAAGUGGAGAUCCUUGCGAACCAGCCAGAGACUCCCUCAGUUCAGCCAGUGAUGGCAGUAGCCCGCUCAUGUCUAGUGCUGUGCAGCUCAAUGGUUCAUCCAGCCUGACCUCAGAAGAUCCUGUGAGCAUGAUGGAUUCCAUUUUGAACGAUAACAUCAACCUUUUGGGAAAGGUUGAACUGUUGGAUUAUCUUGACAGUAUUGACUGCAGUUUAGAGGACUUCCAAGCUAUGCUAUCAGGAAGGCAAUUUAGCAUAGACCCAGAUCUCCUGGUUGAUCUUUUCACUAGUUCUGUGCAGAUGAAUCCCACAGAUUACAUCAAUAAUACAAAAUCAGAGAAUAAAGGAAUAGAAACUAACAAGAACAAUAUAGUUCAGCCAGUUUCUGAAGAAGGAAGAAAAUCUAAAUCCAAAGCAGAUAAGCAACUUAUCCAAUACACUGCCUUUCCACUUCUUGCAUUCCUCGACGGGAACCCUGCUUCUACUGUUGAACAGGGGAGUGCAACAUCAUCAGAAGUUAUGUCUUCUGUAGAUAAACCCAUAGAAGUUGAUGAGCUUCUGGAUAGUAGCCUGGAUCCAGAACCAACCCAAAGUAAGCUUGUUCGCCUGGAGCCAUUGACUGAAGCUGAAGCUAGUGAAACCACUCUGUUUUAUUUAUGCGAACUUGCUCCUGCAUCUCUGGAUAGUGAUAUGCCACUUUUAGAUAGCUAA
Messenger RNA from Elephantulus edwardii (Cape elephant shrew), 1810 nucleotides. RefSeq names its product heat shock transcription factor 2 (gene HSF2). The transcript is spliced from 13 exons. The coding region runs from base 203 to 1810 and encodes 535 amino acids. Lineage: Eukaryota; Metazoa; Chordata; Mammalia; Macroscelidea; Macroscelididae. The record is from RefSeq and is a predicted model, not a curated record. Gene Ontology annotation, biological process: regulation of DNA-templated transcription. Gene Ontology annotation, molecular function: DNA-binding transcription factor activity; sequence-specific DNA binding.